CGCAGAUGAUAGAGCUAUGAACACUACAAUUAGUAAAUAGUUCCUGCUCGCUUCUUGUUAACAGCCCGGACCGUGCUGUGGCCCUCCGGAUAAAAUUUAGGAAAUGCAAGCACGUCUUUGAACUCAACCUUAAUUCAUCCGCAUCUCUUUUGGUUACUGUUGGAACUGUGCACUGGAGACUUAGCGCUGCAGCACUGCUUGGGAACAACUCGCUUGUAUUGCCAGCAGUGACCAUCGAACCCGGAUGAGCACAGUCUAGUACAGUUUUAUCUAGCUUUGCUGGUUAGCUAUAGAUGUGGUACCCGGGAGCUUUCGUGGCCAGCUCGACGCUGAACAUCUUCGUCACGCUUCUACUGCGUACCCAGGAUCCUGGAAAUGAUAACACACCUCGCCUAUCAUGCGCUUUACUUGCGCUGCAUUUAUUGGGCUUGCUUCAACUGCUGCUACCUAGCGGCGUCUACGCAUAUAUGCAGUGGUUAUGCAGCGCGCCAUUAUUAUGGUGGCUGCUAGCUCAAUUGCUGGGGACAUUACCUCCAGGCAGCGGCGCGCCAACAGCACAAAAGCUUCUUCGAUGCGCUGUCGUAGAAGCUGCUCUAGCCAUAAUCGGACUCGCGAUGCUGCUGGCUUUGGAUAUGCCGCUUGUCCAUGCCAGCUUGGGCAUCAUAUCCACGACAACACUUGCACUGGUGUUGCUGCCGCUGACGGCAGCGCAGCGCAGGAAUGCCGGCAAGCCCUCAAAUGCCGCCAUGGCCAGCGCACAGCCACAGCCCCCUGCUUCAAGCAGCACAAACAGAAACAGCGGUGGUGGUGGCGGCAGGCAGAUGCAGCAGCAGCAGCAACGUGCAGCCGCUAGCGGCCGCGAGGGUGAUGGAAGUGAAGGAGGCGGCGGUAAAGGCGGUGGUGGAACUGGCACGGGCAGUAGCUCUGCCACGGCUGCAGCUACUACUGCCAACAACACUGCGCCCUUGUCGCUGGGUCCGCAGACGCUGCUGCCGGCGCCCAUGGAGGCGCUGGUGGCGGGUGUGGUGGCGGGGAAGAUAAUGCAGGCCAUCUCAGCAGCUGCGGUGGGCGCAGCAGCGGGGGGCGGGUGGGGCGUCCAGCUGUCGGACAGCUCGGGGGCAGCCGUCCUCUCCUGCUCCGCCCUCUGGUCCCUCACCACAGCCUUCGCGCUGUACGGGCUGCCCCUGGCGCUCUGCAUGUACUACGGGCUGCUGCGCUACGCGGCGUGCAUGCUGGUGUCGCGACGCAGCCUGCUGAGGAGGGCGCCCAGCUUGGGAUUUGAGGAGUGGGGCGGACCCGUGGGUCAGGCACGUGCCAGCUGUGGUGGUGGCGGCAGUGGCCCCUUCCCCUGGUGGCCUCCCUCCCUCGCCUCCUCCCCCUUCCCCUCAUCGGCGCCCCCCUCCUCCUCGCCGCUAGUCGGCAGGCGGUUGUCGCUGAGUGCUGCCUGGGGUGGCGGGGGAGCGGACAGCGACUCGGACUCUGGCAUGACGAUGUCCCACUUCCACUCGCGUCUGUUGGAGGUGGGGGACCUCUACCGCAUCACCGAGGAUUCCGAGCACAGCAGCAGUAGCAGCGACGAGGGCUGGCGGGGCGACCUGGCGCUGCUGCAGCUGCUGUACAUGGCGCGAACCACAUUCCGGGGGGCCAGGGAGGGGG
This is a messenger RNA of Astrephomene gubernaculifera, 1656 nucleotides long. The record is from the annotation of a GenBank genome assembly. NCBI's taxonomy places the organism in Eukaryota, Viridiplantae, Chlorophyta, Chlorophyceae, Chlamydomonadales, Astrephomenaceae.